AGCGUGACACAUAUCCGCUCGCCGAGUUGAUAACAGUUGGUGAUUGAUUUUAUACAGGUGUUUUCGACGUCGAGACGCGUCUCGCAGAUUCGCAAUCCCUUUAGUCUUUCCUACGGCGUACGCGCGACUUCUGGAUCUUUAUCUUUAAGGUGUCCGAGAAUGUGCUUGCAGUCGUGUCUGCGCUUGGGUCUCUUUUGUUUAUUCCAGUGAGACAUCAGCAUGAUAUAAAUAGUGUAAUUUACACUAGUUUGUCAGCAUGCCAUAGAGAUGGUUUGACUUUAAGCUGAACAUUUUUCCUCUAAUGAUGACACAAACCAGAAUAGAUCAGUAUUAUAAAGUUACAAAUAGUAACAAGAAAUCUGAAAGUGUAAAUGGCAUCAAAGAGUCGUCUAAUGCAAGAACUAGAAGCCCAGUUAUUGGUAGGACGAAAGGUAGACGAGUAUCAGGCAAUUCAAGAACUGUACAUAAGAACAUUAAGCAAAGCCCAUAUAAAAUGAACGAAAAACAAAAUGGAAUGCAUGGUAAUGUCUCGUUAGGCAGUGGGACAUCUCCUUUCAAAGCUAAUAUGAAUAACAGACCAAUUAAAAUUACAAAAAAUAUGACAGUAAUGUCGCCAACCACUAAACAUUUUUCUCCUGAUAUAAUAUAUAUUGGAAGUCAACAAUGUACUGCAUCACACAGUGGUAUGAAGUCCACCACGUUCACUCCAAAGACAUCAUUUCCAACAAAAAACGCGUUAGACAAAUCACCACCCACAAAGAUACCGCGAAGGAAAUUGUUCAUGGAUAAAGCCAAGUACAAUCCAACUAAAUUAUCUGAAAAUAGAAUCGAGAAUAGUCCAACUAAAAUUACAGAAAAUAAAACAAUGUCGCCAACUAUUAAAUGUACUUCUCCUGAUAUAUAUGUUGGAAGUCAACAACGUACUGCAUCACGCAGUGGUACAAAGUUUACGCUAAAGACGUCGUCUCCAAUAAAAAACGCACUAAACAAGUCACCAUCCGCAAUGAUAGCACGAAGGAAAUUAUUCAAUGAUAGAAUCGAGGAACUGCAACUGAUAUCCGCAACGAUAAGUAAUUUAAAUUUAGCCAAAGAAGGAGCCAUUGCUAACAAUGACAUUGAUCUGGAAAAAGUUUACUCGAGUAAGAGAUUUAACUACAAAUACAAUCCCAUAGACACUACAGUUUCGACAAAAUACGAAAUUAACGAUGUAGUUGUACCUACGGAUAGGAAUUCACAGCUUUUCUUCCUAGCUAUUAUUACUGUAUUCUCUAAGCCAAUCAAUUGCGGAUAUUUUGAUCAGGAUGAACUGGAUAUCGUAUUUUCUAUGAUUACUCUUCAAAGAAGAGCACAAGCAUUACUGAUACGUAUGCUGAAAAGGAAGCAUAUGUGGCACAGGAUAAGCAAUAUUAAAUAUGAUGAGAUAUCCAAUGAUUUGAAGCCUAUUUUUGAUGAGCUUGUAUCACGAUCUAUGUUUAAAAAUAACAUGAAUGACGAAAACCUAUCCGUUUUACUGAACUUGCUGCAAGCCGAUGAAAUUAGCAAGAUUUGUCGGGAAUUAAAGAUCAGCGCUCGUAGAAAAAAUUUGGGUAUACAAUCACUUUUGGCAUUCUGCAAAAAAACUAAAUCGUUGUUUCCCGGGAUGGCGACUCCUGCCACUAUGCUACGCGCGUUGGUCAUCAAGCGUUUAGGGGAUUGCAUAUUAUUGAACGACAAAGUAAAAGAAUUGGUUAAUAGAAUAAUUACGUUGCUGAUACCUAAUCGAAAUCCUAAUGAGACAUUUGUGGAUGUAUUCCAAACGUUAUGGAACGUUGAGGCGAAUGAGCUAAAGUUUCCAGAAGUAACCAUAAGUGACUUGCCUAUCUUCGUCAAUAAAAUACAUUUGCUAGAUUAUAUUGAAGCUAAAAAUGCGUUAACUAAUAUAUUAACUGCAAUUGAGAAAAAACAAUGGGAUACCGUACGGAAUCUUGGAACUUUAGCUGAGCAACGUUUACCACUCUUUUUAGAAGUAGAGUCGAAAAGUUUUGAAGAUUCUAGUCUGCCUCAUCACAUUAGGCACUUUAUGCCAGGUUACAUAUGGCUCAAAGUCUUGCGGAAAAGCAUUGAUGCAUUUAAAAAGUCCAAGGAAACGCUAUCACAGGCGAUAAAAUUUUUGCGAAUAUUAAUAGAGCAGAAUUGUCAUAUGAAACAUAGAAAAGGCCAAUGUUUCAAUGAAUUGAUUAAGAUAGAAAUGUUUCACAGGAAAAAUCUUAAAGCUAGUUUCAUAUUCUUAUCAGAAGCAGUGUUAUAUGAGAACCUGACAGAAGUUGAUGAAUUCGACUUGUUGGACAGAGCAAAAAAAAUUUAUAAAAGAAAAUCCGGCAUCGAAAAAACAAUAAAAGACGAGGUUAAAAUUAUAUUGAACACUUCAUUUAGCAGGAUACAACAACUUACAUUUCAGAAUUCUAAAAUAAUAGAAGGAACAGCAUGCGGGAAUACUUCACAGAGAAAGAGCACUUGGUGUAUCAGCAGGGGAAUAGAUCAAGUAUAUGGUUCGGUUGAAAGUCUGGCAUUGUAUCACUACAAGAACGAGGGAUAUAUCAAAGGCGUGCACUGUGAAGGUGCCUUUCCAAUCACCCUGUUCGCUACAUUAUUUUGGAACGAAAUUUAUAACAUAAACGUUUCCGGCGCGUGGGUGUCGUCGUAUCAGGAUGCACCGUUAGAUUUGUAUACGUCGGAAUUUUACGAGAAUAGAAAAGAAGAAAUAGACAAGAAGCUUCAAGAUAUCCGAAGUUACGAUUCGGAAAAAUUGAGCAAACAUUUGCAGAAUGAAUUCGAGGUACAUUCUAAGUACAAUUCUAUUUCUCAGGGCAAUAUUUUUGACGACAGUAACAGCUUCAAGGAAGUAGUGUUUUGCUUAGGUGUAAAAGGUGUUGUUGGAAUAUGCGAACGACUCAUUCAUAAUUAUUCACUUUGGAAAGCUGGUUUUCCAGAUAUAAUUGUAUGGAAUGUAAAUACAAAACAGUACAAAAUUGUAGAAGUGAAAGGUCCGAAUGAUACACUGUCAACUAAACAAACAUUAUGGUUGGAUUACUUAAAUAAGCUUGGACUGAAUACAGAAGUAUGCUACUGUGAGUCAAAUGCGAGUCAUUCUCGAGGGCGUAAACGAAAACAUGAGGAAGCUGUGAUAUAACUCCACAAAUGAUUAUAGAGAUAUUUUAUAUUUUAUGCAUGCAUGAAAAAG
Molecule: messenger RNA, 3220 nt
Organism: Mycetomoellerius zeteki
Lineage: Eukaryota; Metazoa; Arthropoda; Insecta; Hymenoptera; Formicidae
Product: fanconi-associated nuclease 1
Exons: 9
Coding region: 302-3169 (955 amino acids)
Biological process (GO): interstrand cross-link repair
Cellular component (GO): nucleus
Molecular function (GO): flap-structured DNA binding; 5'-3' exonuclease activity; 5'-flap endonuclease activity
Source: RefSeq, a predicted model, not a curated record